AGUCUACAUUUUCAGUGCGUGAGCAAACGCAGUUAUGUGCUCAAUUCUUCAGUAAAGAUAGUGGACAUUGAUUAAUAGUGCAUGCAAAGUACUCUUUGAUAUUAUAAUGCUAUUAUCGAUUUACGAACAAACAGAAGAUGCUUUUCAAUUUUUGUGAUCCUCGGUUACGUCCAGAAAUUGAAUGCAGUAAUGUUAGUACAGAAGGAUACGAAGUAACCAAUUUGAUAAGUGGUUCUCGCAAAGGUUUCCUGGCGUAUUCUUGCAUCAAACCACCAAUUCACAUUGACAUCACAUUUCUUUGUAACAUACAAAUAAAUCAUAUAUUAAUUUGGCCAUCUGUUGGAUCACAGAAGUCAUCAGGCUUUCGACUUUACUCCAAAAAUACCAAUGAUGGGAACACUCCGUAUACUUUAUUGUCCAAUGGUUAUUUAAGCUCUCGAGAUGCUGGACUAUUGUUUCAUCCGGCAGACAUUGAUUCCAAACAAAUCUUUGCUCCAGCAAAUUUCUUAAAACGUUACAUUAAAGUAUCCAUGCGGUACUUUACUGCAAAUACUCAUAGUUUACGUAUCACUAUAUGUAAAACAGAAAAUUCAGUACCAGCAUUAGCAAGGAUUGAAGUAUGGGGAACGGUAUCACCACGUUGUGGAAAAGAUGUUGUAGCAAGUGUGUAUACAUUAUGGUACAACCAUCAAAACACCUUUGUAACAGAAUGCAAGAGUAGUACUAACUUUAUAAAUACUCCAGACAAUAUAAUAACCAACAGGCAGAAAAAUCAGAUAUCUCUGGAAAUUCCUGAACAUUUCUUAGAUCCAAUUACAUGCGAGAUGAUGACUCAACCAAUUAUAUUGCCUAGUGGUAAAAUAAUAGAUCAAACUACAUUAGAAAAGCAUGAACAGCAUGAAGCAGUUUGGGGUAGACCAGUAUCAGAUCCAUUCACUGCUGUUCCCUUCAAUGAAGAACGGAGACCAAUCAUGGCUACUGCUUUGAAGUUAAGAAUUGACAAAUUUCUAUUGGAGAAUAGCAAUUCGGAUGAAAUAAAAAAUAUGCCCAGAGUUUUGGGCCGUGCUCCAUCCUCGAUUGUAAUGAGAGACAGGAGAAUACUUGAAAUACCAAGGUGUGUAUUAAACAAGAACUCACUAAAAAGGACCAAUGAAGAUGCCAAAUUGAAUGUACACAAGCAAAUGACAAAUGACACACAACGAACAAAAAAAUAUUGCCAUAAACUACCAGCUGUUAUCACAUGCCCGAAACGAACCACUGCCAAUGUUUACUCUAACUCGAAACAAGUUGUGAAAAAUUUAAUUGCCUCUCCAUCAACCACUAAUAAUUCUCGCAACUGUAAUGAUAACAAAUCGGAAAAACUGCCAAAUGAUAUAGAGAUUAUUUCAGACAAUAGGAUAAAUGCUCUGUUUAAAGAAACAAAUAUUAAACGCUUUAGCGCAUCAGAAAAAGUGGAAUUACACAACAUAUCGAACAAUUGUAAAUGUUGUAGUGAUAGUAUUCUUUAUAGACUGCCUUGCAAACAUGUGAUAUGUAGAAAAGUAUUGUUAUCUAUUGAAAAUAGUCAAUGCAAUUCUUGUGGACAUUGUUACAAAUCAAGCGACGUGGAACGGGUUCAUGACAAUAUUUUAAGUAUAUAAAGAUAUUCCGAAACGUUAGAUUGUAUUAUUUUCUUAUCACAUAAUUAUAUCAGAUAUUCUGAUAUUUUAUUAAAAGAUUUUGUAAGAAUAUGUUAGUUACUUGCCAUAUAUCUCAAUCUUGUUUAAUUUAUUACUUAUUAAAUUUUUUAUAUAUGCACAAUAUGUAAAAUAUAUUAUUACAACAUUAAAUUAUUACAUCGCAAUAUUAUAUGAUUCAUAACAAUUCCAAUGAUGAUAGAGUCGUUCAUAAUAUUUUUGGCACGUAAUAUAAAUACAUGUUCAUAUAAAGUCAGUUUAUAAAAAUUUGUUUUUAUCUUUCGUACACAUAUAUGUAUCGUAUAUCAUAUAUGAUCAUUUAUAAAUAAAGUUUAGCAUGUUUUUUUAAUUUGUACGUUUUUGCAAGAAUUAGUAUAAAUAACGCUCUGUAAAUAUUUUAUACAAUUUAUGUUUUUUACUUAACUCAUAUGCUGAAUUUACAAUAAAAUCCAUACAUCAUAAACUCGUGAUAAAUGGUUUUUAAGUAAAACGAAAGCGUUAAUAUAUAUGUGCGAUAUAUUUUAAUAAAAAUAGAAACGGACCUCUCCAAAAAAAAAGUACGAAAGCUUAGAAUCUUGAUUACUAACUUGAUAACUUGAAUCUUGAUAACUAAGUAAGAUUUGAAGAGGCAAAUUAAUCGAAGAAAAAUUCCGAUACGUGCGUUUGACAUGCUGGACAUAAUUAUCCCCCCAUUAUCAUAUUAAUAUUAUAUAAAAGAAAUAUUAGUAUUUAAUAGCACUAGACAUCCGUGUUUGCUCCUUAUUUGCCUCUUCAAAUCUUACCGUUAGUUAUUCUAAAAAGGAGCUUUCUAUAAUUUUUGUUAAUCUUGAUUACGUUUACUUCGGUAUUUUCGAAUCUCUAAUUCACAUGGUAAUACUGUUUCCACGUGUAUGGUUUUGUAAACUCGAAAUACAUAAAAUUUCCAAAGA
This is a messenger RNA of Odontomachus brunneus, 2605 nucleotides long. Its product is annotated as RING finger protein 37. Gene Ontology annotation, biological process: protein polyubiquitination. Gene Ontology annotation, cellular component: nucleus. NCBI's taxonomy places the organism in Eukaryota, Metazoa, Arthropoda, Insecta, Hymenoptera, Formicidae. The coding region runs from base 138 to 1640 and encodes 500 amino acids. The transcript is spliced from 2 exons. Gene Ontology annotation, molecular function: ubiquitin protein ligase binding; ubiquitin-ubiquitin ligase activity; zinc ion binding. The record is from RefSeq and is a predicted model, not a curated record.